AGGAGCAUUACUGAUUUACUGUGGCAAAACGAAACCGAAAGCCCAGAACGGAAGCCUCGCUAGUUGUAGGUAUUUGUCCUCUCCGUUGGCGCCAAAUACACCAAGAAGUAACCCAACCGAGAAAGGGACUGGGAGCUUGCCAGCCAGAUGAUCAACCCCUCCGAAGCUGCUAAAAGCGCUCUCUUCUUCCGCUCCUCUCUUCCCAGAUUUCGUCUCUCCUCCACGCACGACUCAAACCAUGGACGACGGCGGCAGGAUCCCGGCGCGCCCUACGACGGCGGAGGGAGAGGAGCGGCCGUUGAAGGUGGUGUUCGCGUCCCCGGCCGAGCACUUCACGGACGCGGCGCCUAUUGGUAACGGCAGCCUCGGCGCCAUGGUCUGGGGCGGCGUCGCCUCCGAGAAGCUCCAGCUUAACCUUGACACUCUUUGGACCGGUGUGCCGGGAAAUUACACUGACCCCAGUGUGCCUUCCGCCGUUGCUGUGGUCAGGAAGCUCGUCCAUGACAGACAGUUUGUUGAUGCCACGAACGCAGCCUCUGGCCUUUAUGGUGGCCCGACAGAGGUCUACCAACCUCUCGGAGAUGUCAAUAUAGAAUUUGGCACAUCCAGUCAGGAUUAUAGUUCCUAUAAAAGAGAGCUUGAUUUACAUACCGCGACUGUGCUUGUCACAUACAACAUCGGAGAAGUGCAGUAUACAAGGGAACACUUCUGCUCAAAUCCACACCAGGUCAUUGUGACCAAGCUUUCUGCAAACAAAUCAGGACAUAUCUCCUGCACUUUAUCAUUAGAUAGCAAAUUAACUCACAGUGUUCGUGUAACCAAUGCAAAUGAGAUGAUCAUGGAUGGCACUUGUCCAGGACAAAGACACGUGCUGCAGCAAAACGAAACCAAUGACGCCACUGGUAUUAAGUUUACAGCUGUUCUUAGCCUGCAGAUGGGCGGUGCUAUGGCAAAAGCAGAAGUUCUGAAUGAUCAUAAUUUGAGAAUUGACAAUGCAGAUUGGGUGCUUUUGCUGGUUACAGCUGCUUCCUCAUUCAGUGGGCCUUUCAUCAAUCCUUCAAACUCGAAAAUAGAUCCUGAAUCAGUAGCUCUGAGAAACUUGAACAUGAGCAGGAAUGUCACAUUUGAUCAGCUCAAAGCCGCUCAUUUGAAAGAUUAUCAAGGUCUUUUUCACCGUGUUAGUCUGAUACUAUCACACGCACCAGCUAUUGAAAAAACAAACUUGAAUGAAACUGGUGAAGCCAUCAAGAUUACAGCAGAAAGAGUGAAUAGUUUUAGAAGCAAUGAGGAUCCUUCUUUGGUUGAACUUCUAUUCCAAUAUGGUCGAUAUCUGCUCAUUUCGUGCUCUCGGCCUGGAACGCAGGUAUCUAAUCUGCAAGGAAUAUGGAAUCAAGAUCUUUCACCUGCAUGGCAGUCUGCUCCUCACCUCAACAUAAAUCUUCAGAUGAAUUACUGGCCAACACUUCCUUGCAACCUUGGUGAAUGCCAAGAACCACUAAUUGACUUCAUAGCAGCUCUUGCAGUUAACGGAACUAAAACUGCGAAAAUCAAUUACCAAACAAGUGGCUGGGUAACGCACCAUGUGUCAGACAUAUGGGCAAAAUCAUCAGCUUUCAACGAAGAUGCCAAGUAUGCAGUGUGGCCGAUGGGGGGUGCCUGGCUUUGCACACACCUUUGGGAACACUACCAGUAUUCGUUGGACAAGGAGUUUCUGAAGAACACUGCUUAUCCAUUGCUGGAAGGAUGUGCGCUGUUCUUGGCUGAUUGGUUGACUGAGGGACGUAAUGGUUAUUUGGAAACAAAUCCCUCUAUUUCUCCAGAACAUUCUUUCAUUGCUCCUGAUUCUGGUGGUCAGCAAGCUAGUGUAAGCUAUUCAACUACGAUGGAUGUCUCAAUUAUCCGAGAGAUAUUCAUGGCAAUCAUUUCUUCUGCAGAGGUUUUAGGAAAAUCUGAUUCUACUCUGGUCCCCAAGAUAAAAAAGGCGCUCUCAAGGCUCACUCCUAUCAUGAUUGCUAAAGAUCACACAAUCAUGGAGUGGGCGCAAGAUUUUGAGGACCCUGAAGUUCAUCAUAGGCACCUGUCACAUCUCUUCGGUCUUUAUCCUGGUCAUACUAUAACCAUGCAGAAAAAUCCUGGGAUAUGCGAAGCUGUUGCUAAUAGUCUUUACAAACGAGGGGAAGAUGGCCCUGGAUGGUCAAGUACGUGGAAGAUGGCUUUGUGGGCACGCCUUCUUAACAGCCAGAAUGCAUACAGAAUGAUUCUAAAGUUGAUCACGUUGGUCCCUCCUGGUGAUGACGUUCAGUUCGAAGGAGGACUGUAUUCCAAUCUGUGGACGGCACACCCACCAUUCCAGAUAGAUGCAAACUUUGGAUUCACGGCUGCCGUUGCUGAGAUGCUGCUUCAGAGUAGUCUCACCGACCUGUACCUGCUGCCCGCGCUCCCACGCGACAAGUGGCCUGAAGGGUGUGUCAAAGGGUUGAGGGCUCGGGGCGACACCACUGUCAACAUCUGCUGGGGGAAACAGGAGCUUCAGGAAGCUGUGCUGUGGUCUAACAACAGAAAUAGUUCAGUUAUAAGGUUACAUUAUGGUGAACGAGUUACCGAGGCCACGGUUGCAGCUGGUAUUGUUUACAAGUUCAACGGGGAUUUACAGUGCGUCGAGACGAGGCCCCUUGACAAAUGCGCUUUUAAUUAAUUUCUGUGUGUGCAUAUAUUGAUGCAGGGGCCGUGAAUCCUUUUCCCUUUUCGAAAAAAAUAUUCAAUUUGCGUGUGACUUGAUGACAAUGUACUUUCUCUGUCCGGAAAUAAGUGAUGUGAAUUUGUAUAAUAAUCUAUACAAAUUCAGGUCACUUAUUUUGGGACGGAGAGAGUAUGAACCAUCUGUGUGUGAAUUGGUGUGGAUCAGAAUUUUAAUAUGUGUGGCUUGGUCAUUCAUAUAUGGGCAUAUAAGUGAAUUGGUGUAUCGUAUUAUGACUUA
This is a messenger RNA of Brachypodium distachyon (stiff brome), 2977 nucleotides long. Its product is annotated as alpha-L-fucosidase 2. Bases 239 to 2695 code for a protein of 818 amino acids. Gene Ontology annotation, molecular function: alpha-L-fucosidase activity. NCBI's taxonomy places the organism in Eukaryota, Viridiplantae, Streptophyta, Magnoliopsida, Poales, Poaceae. Gene Ontology annotation, biological process: carbohydrate metabolic process. The record is from RefSeq and is a predicted model, not a curated record. The transcript has 10 exons.